AUGCCGAAAACUCUGAGUGAAAUUAAAAAACUCUCCGCUUAUCCAGAUAAUUUCGAAAAAGCAAUUGGCUUCAUAAAGAUAACACAAGAAUAUACUAUAGAUGUUGUAGCAGCAAUUGAAAAGUUGAUUAAUACUCCACCAUCAAGGCAAUCUAAAGAGAAUGAUUUGGAGCGAUUAGCACAUACAGCACAAAAAAAAAAAAAACGAGUUUACAUGCCAUAUUUUGUUUCUGGCGGUUUCUAUGAAGCACUUCAAGCAACAGCAAAUGUUUGCAUUUCAAUUGCAAAACAAGAACGUGAAGCUCAAAUGGAAGCAUUCCAACGAGUGAUUACACCGAUGAAAAGUUGGAUUCAGGAAGAUUAUCCACGCCUUAUGAAGGAUAUUAAGAAAUGUUAUAAUUUAAAAGAUAAAAUGGAUCGAAGUAUGGCAAGUGUUGAGGCUCGAAAAACACCGGAACGUGUUAUGAGAGCGCAAGAAGCCAAAAAUAAGCAUCAAUUAUUCUUUGAACGUGUUGAAAAUGAGGUAAUGCGUUACAAAGCGAUACAUAGACAUCACAUGCAAUGCCUUAAAGUAUUGAUGCUAAAAAGUUAUCAGUUUGAGCGGAAGGCAAAGGAUGAAUUCUAUUCGGCAUUUAUGAAAUGUGAAGCUGAAAUUGAUGCUGGGACAGCAGCACUGAAAGAAGCGGCCAAAUAUAUGACUGUUGAAGAAAUAGAUUUAGAGAAGUCGAAGAAUGGAGACGACAAGGAAUCGGGAAAGAAUUCAUCGCAAAAAGUUAACGCAAAAUCCGACGAACCGGAAAGACAAAAGGCUCAUGUAAAGCCGAAAAAAGUGCAAAAGGAAAUGGAUGGUGUAAAAUUGGAGAAAUCGGAGAAGCAAACUGAUAAACAGAAGAAGGAUAAGAAAACUGACGAGGGAGAGAAUGCUAAUGCUGGAAAGAAUAUUGCUGGAAAGGACUCAGAAGAAAUUAAAUGA
Molecule: messenger RNA, 972 nt
Organism: Acanthocheilonema viteae
Lineage: Eukaryota; Metazoa; Nematoda; Chromadorea; Rhabditida; Onchocercidae
Source: the annotation of a GenBank genome assembly